Messenger RNA from Tachysurus fulvidraco (yellow catfish), 2263 nucleotides. RefSeq names its product armadillo repeat containing 7 (gene armc7). The transcript is spliced from 4 exons. The record is from RefSeq and is a predicted model, not a curated record. Bases 1 to 747 code for a protein of 248 amino acids. NCBI's taxonomy places the organism in Eukaryota, Metazoa, Chordata, Actinopteri, Siluriformes, Bagridae.
AUGUGUAGAAUCCUUCGCCCGCAUGCGAUCGAGUAUUACUUUCUGAUAAUGUUAAGAAAAUUGCACUAUAAGCCCGGAACUAAUCUUGUAUACCUAAACAUGGGGAUCUUUUUUUGGGACGCACCGGAUGUGUAUUUCACUUCGCACCAGAGACUGUUGGAGGGACUGAAAACGGGAAUGGAUCGAUACUCCAAAUCAGAUAAGUUGGAAUAUUUGCAGGGGCUUGUGACAGAAUUUCAGGACACUGACAGCGAAGAAGCUAAAGAGCAAAUCCUGGCCAACCUGGCCAACUUUGCCUAUGAUCCACGUAACAUGGAAUCCUUGCGGAUGCUUCAGGUCACUGAGCUUUUCUUGGACAUGCUAACAGAGGAAAACGAGAAUUUUGUGGAGUUUGGAAUUGGUGGCCUGUGUAACCUCAGCAUGGACCAGGAGUGCCGUGAUCAAAUUUUGCAAAGCGGAGGGAUUCCUUUAGUCACAGGAUGCUUGUCGAGUCACAGGGACGAGGCUGUUUUGUCCGCCAUCACGACAUUAAUGAACCUAACCACUGCAGCAUCAUGCUCCCAAACCACAGACAGUGCAGUGGUACAGUGCAUGGUGCGUUUCUCACUUACACAGAAUCCACGCCUCAGCAAUCUGGCCACAGUUUUCCUGCAGGACUACUGCACUCAGGAUCAGGUAGACAAAGCCAGAGAACUGUUACAAGGACAAAGCCAGUCAGCUGUUGGGAUUCCUCUCCCUAAGGAUUAGGGACGUAUGAUUUCUGUCGCUUAGAGAAGAUGGACAAUAUAAAUAUAAAACCUUUUUGGACCUUGUGUAGAUUUGUUUUUCAGCAAUACUAUGAAGCAUUAAUUUGUUUAUAUACUGUGUUACAGGCACUGCUUCAGUGUUCAUGUUCAAUCCUGCAGAGAUAUAACUCACAGUUUAAUGAGUUCUCUGCACAUAAUUAUAUCAGAAUCAGGUUUAUUUAUUGCCUGGGGAAAGAAGCUGUUCUGUGUCUGGCAGUUUUGGUAAGCAAAGCUCUGUAGUGCCUGCCAGAAGGGGCGUUAUAUCACAGAAGGCUUGAUGGUGAUUCAGUGUACAGUUGCCUAAAGGAACAUUCUUGUUUUUUCCUUGUCUUACAUGUAAAUCAGCUCUAAACAUGUCUAAAUCAGCUCUAUCGACCAAGAUAGAACAGUGGGCAUAAACAUAAACAGGACAUUUCUCCCAGUGUUUCUGUAACAGCAGAUAAUAACAUUUAUUCAGUUAAUUUAAUAGUGUUAGAAUUUAGUCAUUUCCCUGCUUCUAUCUUGAGCACAGUUUACUGUGAGGUGCUUGUUCUCUGGGUCCAUGUGUUUGUUUGUUUGUUUUAUACCUAACUCAUGCUGUUAAAACACACACACUUUCACUGUUGAGGGCAAUGUAGAAUAGCCAUUAGCAGUGAAUGUGUGUUUCAACAGAGUCCCGAUCAGGGUAGUUUCCUCCCUCAUGACCACUGUUCAUUGGAUGGACUUCACAUAAACCCUGGACCUGAGCCAGCUACUGAAAAUAAAUUAAUUCACAGGCAAAACUCAUAUUGCAUACAAGUUCAUAAAUUUUCAUAGAAUCUGCAAUGAUUUUGUUUAUAGUAUCUGCUGACAGAUGAAAUCAUUCCUUCUCAUGCUGUACAGUACAUCUCUCCCUUGCUUCUUGUCUUGCUGCUACCUGGCUGAAGUAAAAGAAGUGUACUUUAUCUUGAUUCAUUUGUCAUCCUCCAAAGAGCCAUUUUUUUUAGCACAAUGACUAAAGAAUUUUCGUGAGAGUUUGUCUUGGUACCUCCUGCAUAUUGGCUGAUGGCAGAAUCCAUUCACAUUUCAUCUGUGUUCCUUUAAUUGUGAGAAUGUUUACCAAACGCUAAAGACUUCUAUGUUGCCGUGACUUCUGGAAUAUUUUGAAAUAAUAAAAAGGUUUUGUUUAUAAGAAAAUUUCAUUACCUUAUGUAUAGUUUAUUAUAAUGUAUAGAUCAUAAUUUAUAUUAGCCCGAAUUAAUGAUAUUUAAUCAGCUUCCCCUUAUAAACCAAUUUAACACCAUGGGCACGGCUGUAUGUAAUACUAAUAAUAAUAAUAGUAAGUUUUUCUUUUGUGGCUUCUAGAAACAUUAGAAAAUAGAAUCCUUGUGUUUAAUUUUUUUAAUGUAAACCUUUCCAUCCAAACAGAAUAUGGGUGAUGUUUCAAGGCAUUGUCUACUGUAUCAGUAUCAGUGUGUGCUGUGUUACUGAAUAAAACCUGGUGAAAGUUCUAAAUGCAA